Phyllopteryx taeniolatus (common seadragon) is the source of this 3319-nucleotide messenger RNA. RefSeq names its product IQ calmodulin-binding motif-containing protein 1-like. The transcript has 14 exons. Gene Ontology annotation, cellular component: cilium. The record is from RefSeq and is a predicted model, not a curated record. Gene Ontology annotation, molecular function: calmodulin binding. Gene Ontology annotation, biological process: cilium assembly. NCBI's taxonomy places the organism in Eukaryota, Metazoa, Chordata, Actinopteri, Syngnathiformes, Syngnathidae. Bases 187 to 2001 code for a protein of 604 amino acids.
UAGGCGCAGGAUGAUGACGUCCAUCGUUUAGCUAAGUUGAUCAGCAAACGGCGCAACUAAUGAGUCAAAAGGCUAUUUUAAAGAGCGUUUACCUGCAAAUAGUAUGUCAUUUGUGGUCGCUAAUGGCUUGUUAAAAGGGUGCUUAUUUAUGAGGACAUAAACCUACUUUGUUCCGUGAAGAGGUGAAUGUUUCUUGUGCGUUUAGCACAAGUCUGUAGGAAAGCUUAUAUCAUUGUAGACGCUCUAUCUCUGAUGGAGCAGCAUGAGGAGGCUGUAUUGCGCCUGAAGCAACAAGUGGAGGACACAAGUCUGAGUCCCGCUGACAGAAUCAACCUGCUGAAUGAUACUUUAAAGCGGUUUCUGAACAUGGCAGCGGCCCCGAAGGACGGCGGUAUGCUGACGAGAUUCAAGUCGCUUUUAUAUCAGAGCGGCAUCCUGAGCCACUGUGUCACCCUUCUCACUCUGGAUCUCCAAAAACUGCAAAGCAACUGCAAAGCCGCCGUCACACUGGCAUCUCUCACAAGUUCCUGUUGUGUGGGGGUGGAGCCUGGUGAACUGUCAGAGACCUUUCAUAGGCUGUUCCUCCCAUCAGUUAUGGAUGGCCUUUUGUCAUUGGCCAGUCGUCUUGCGAGGCGAGCAGAGUGUGUGUCUCUCUUUAGGAGGGUGAUGGACUCGGUCAGCUGGCUUCUGCGAGCACACGCACAGCUCACCACGCAAGUUCUCAGCUCUUCCUACUAUGCGCUCAUUCAGGGCUGUGAUGAGGUCACCAUGUCACUGCUCUUUGUUCAGAUGUGGAUUAAUUUAUGUACAGCUAGCAGUGACUUUCUCUCCAGUUUAAGUGAUGAUGCCAUCCUAUUGCUGCUCAAUGAGGCUGUAGGCCAAUUUGCUGUGACCUCUGAUGCCUCACUGGGCGGAGCAUCUGUCAGACUGAUCCUCCACAUGGCCAAUCAACUGCCGCUUCAGCCCUUUCUCUUCAACUUCAAAGGUUUGGACAGCCUAUUAGACAAAGACUGGCGAGGACGGGGCUUUGACCAAGAAGUAGAUCAGCUGAUUGCACUCACACAGUCUCGGGAAAUCCUUCCUUCUGUCGACCGUGUGAGAGCAGCGUGUGUGAUUCAGGCAGCCUGGAAAUCCUAUCUGACCAGACGAAGACUGAAGUGUCUCAGUGGAGUGGUUUCCAUGCUGCAGCGUCGCUUCAGGGCUCUCAGAAGACAACAGCAACAGCAGAGGGAUGCACAGCGGUUGCAAGAGGAGUUGAAUUUUCAGGUGUGUUUGCAGCGUCAACAGGCAAGGAGGAAGUUCCACCAGAAACAGAGAGAAUUGCUGCAGCUUCUACCGCCUGACCAGGUGCAGCCGUACCUGCUAGAAUGCCAGGUCCGUGCAGCCGUGUUGAUCCAGAGCGCCUGGAGAGGGUUUCUAGCCAGACGACGCAUUGACUCGCAGCGAGAUUCAUUGAGACUCGAACACGCUCAGCAGCAUGCAGCCAGGACCCUGCAGCGAGCAGUCCGUCGCUUUCUCCAAGAACGGCAAGCGGCAAAAGUCUUGGCCUCUGGACCUUGUUGGAUUGGCCAUAAGGGUUUGACAGAUAGCAGGAGGGCAGUGUUGAAAAGACAGGUGGAGGAAUACAUCAGUUUACAUCCUUCAAGUGCGGUGAGUCGUCAACAGUGUGAACAACUCCAUAAUGACGUGCAGUGGCGGUUGCAGGCGCUUCUGCAACAGGCAGUACAACAGAAGAGGGAGGAGCAGAAAAUUGAGUCCCUGUUGGCUCACACUCACACUCAGCUGGAUCGACUCAAAGAUGCCCCAUCCCUCUCAGCUGUCAUGGCGACCGAUAUCAAGUCCUUCCUGAGCCCUUCUGGUACCAUUGCCACUCGGGGCCGUGACGCCCACAAUUCCAGGCUACAGGCGCACAGGCUGCCCUGGUGGCGAACUUUGGGGGAGACAGCUUCAGUACUCAAUCCAAAGGAGGAGAUGGAGCUUGGUGGAGAAGUCAGGAGCUGAUGAACUGUCAAAUUGAACCAUCACAGUGGUUACUGUUAGGCUUUACACGAUCAGGAUUUUUGGGGCUGAUCAGCGAGUUUAAAAACCCGAUAACCAAUGCGAUCACAAGAUGGAGGAAUGUGUCUAUUUAAAUGACCUGUUCAUUUACUGUAUAUACUUGUUUACUUAAUAGCUCAAAAAAUUAUAUUUACAAUAAAUAAUGUAUCUUUGUUCCUCUAUUUAUGCCAGUGAGGCAUAGUGAUGGACAGAGCUAAUGAAUGGUCUUCUAUUAGAUGACAGGAAGUCAAUACAGUAAUUAAUGUAUCCACCUUUUGUGACAUUUUUGUUUGUUGGUGUGCUGUGAGAUUUGUCAAUUGUAGAAUAUGUUCCUUGGCUCCAUAACGGUUGGAUCAGCAGUGAUGCUCUAGUCAGAUCGUGUAUUCUAAUCAGUCAGGUCAAACUAACAUUACAUGACAGAAAUAAUGGGUGCUAACUUACUGUAAUUAAGUUACUUAUUUUUAAUUAAAUUACUUCACCCACACCGCAACUUUAGAGCAUGAUUCGACAGAAUGGCGGCAUGUUUACGUGCAACCGUUAGCGCUAGCACUAGCUUGUUAGGCUACAUAACGUUUUUGUUGCCUGCUUCUGCGACGUAUCUUAUUAAAAGUACGUGAACAUAUCUCAAGCAAGCCUUAAACGAAUGUCCUCUUCUUCCCUGAGCACCGGUGACCACCAACACGUUUUUCCCCAUUUUGUCCUUAUAAUACAGUCGAGCCGGCUCCCUCCAGUCUUGUUGUCGUCGCCACGGUAACGAGUGUAUCCGGUCACAUUUGAGUUGACAAGAUAAAGCCCAAUGAUCGUAAAAAAUGUGAUGCGGUGGUGUCAGAAUACAAGAUUUUAUUGCAGUAGUCUGAGUCUGACAGUGCAAUCGUGAAAGAGCAAAUUUGUCUUGUAGUCUGAUUCGGGCAUUACGUGUUGUCUGUCCCACACCGCUGACGUUUUUAAAAUUAUUAUUAUUAUUAUUUUUAAAUAACUUCAUUGGCUGUCAGAUAUUUACAGUACUACGCCAAAAGAAACACGACAGGGCUAAAAAUAAACCAGCUUUUGGAUUCAAAUAUACUGUGCACGCGGCGAUGCGGAGUUGUCUUUUGCAGAGCCAUUGAUCGGAUCGACGAAUUAUGACAUUAAAGCCAAUCAGCAUAAAAUGCUAAAUAUCGGCCGAUACCGAUCAGCCCGAUCAAAUCGGUGUAAAGUCUAGUUACUGUGUACUGUACCUGUAAAUUGACUGUCAUAUGAAAUUGUUCUGUUGCGCUGAUAAAUAAAUGUACUAUUUUUUGCA